GUAAUGAUGGUUGUCGUGUGUCCCAUCCUACCAUUUUCAGAAAAAUGUUCGUUGGUGGUCUGAGCUGGGAUACAAGCAAAAAAGACUUAAAGGACUAUUUUACUAAAUUUGGAGAGGUCGUUGAUUGUACAAUAAAGAUGGAUCCUAAUACUGGACGGUCAAGAGGGUUUGGCUUUAUCCUCUUUAAAGACGCUACCAGUGUGGAGAAGGUCCUAGACCAGAAGGAACACAGGCUCGAUGGCCGGGUCAUUGACCCCAAAAAGGCCAUGGCUAUGAAGAAGGACCCUGUGAAGAAAAUCUUUGUGGGGGGCCUGAAUCCUGAAGCCACUGAAGAAAAGAUCAGGGAGUACUUCGGAGAGUUUGGGGAGAUCGAGGCCAUUGAACUUCCAAUGGAUCCCAAGUUGAACAAAAGACGGGGUUUUGUUUUUAUCACUUUUAAAGAAGAAGAUCCCGUGAAGAAAGUUCUGGAGAAAAAGUUCCACACCAUCAGUGGAAGCAAGUGUGAGAUCAAGGUGGCCCAGCCCAAAGAAGUCUAUCAGCAGCAGCAGUACGGCUCAGGGGGCCGUGGAAACCGCAACCGAGGGAACCGAGGCAGCAGUGGCGGUGGUGGUGGAGGUCAGAGUCAGAGUUGGAAUCAGGGCUACGGCAACUACUGGAACCAGGGCUACGGCUACCAGCAGGGCUACGGGCCCGGCUAUGGCGGCUACGACUACUCGCCCUAUGGCUAUUACGGCUACGGCCCCGGCUACGACUACAGUCAGGGUAGUACAAAUUACGGGAAGAGCCAGCGACGCGGUGGCCAUCAGAAUAACUACAAGCCAUACUGAGGUGGCAGCAGGAGCGGCCGGCUGACUGACCGCACACGCUUUGUUUGGAUACGGAGUAAACGCAAUUAUGUACCAAAUUUAACUUGGCAAACUUUCUAUGGCCUACCCCUGUGCAUCUUAUUUAAAAAUUUUCCCUUGGAAAUCACUCUCCUGUUUACUAUUUCCAGAGCUCUAGUUUUAGGCAGCGUGUGGUGUCUCAAGAGGCCAGAGUGGCAUUAGGGGCUGGUUGUAUUACCGGGUCACUCAACCAGAGUGGAGGGUCUGCUUCCUGCUGUCGCUCUGCAGCCUAGACCUGUGGACCCAGGUUGUAAAGAGUAAAUUGUAUCUUAGGAGACCAGUGUCACCUUUUUUUCACCUUUUAAUUUUAUAUUAUUUGUGUCAUACAUUUCCUGUAAUGGAAGUGUUAAUUUUACUGUACUUUUUGGUACCUUGGGGAAUCUAAUGUAUUGUAAGGUAUUUUACACGUGUCCUGAUUUUUGCCACGACCUGGAUACUGAAGCUAUCCAAGCUUUUGAAAUAAAAUUGUAAAAACCCCCGAGCCUGGGUGAGUAUGGAGAGCUGUGUGAUUGGGAAUGCCAGAUGUGUGGCACUGGGCCUCCUCCCAUAGCUGCCCAGUCCUGGAGUGCAACCUGGAGGGACUGCUCACGCCCUGUCCGAGCCAGUUGUGUUCCGAGUCUGUCUGGGGACAGGAGCCUAUCAGGCCUAACCCGCUCCAGUCCUUGGUUACUGCCCCCACUGACGGGGAGUUAUGGAGUGUGGUGGGAUCUUCUGAUAGGAGUUGGGUAGUCACUACCAGGGUGGCCAGAGCCUUCCUCUGGGAAGGAAGCAGUGGGGAGGGGUCACCACUCAGAACAGGAACAUCUCUGGAUCUCUAGACACAAGCAGUCACUCACCUGGAGGGCGGAUGCAUGACUGAUCCCGGGCAGGCUCAGGCCUGAAGUCUCAGUGUCUCACAGCUUCUGACUUUCUCUUCCAUGUCUGAAAAAGGUCACCCUAUAACUGGAUCAGCCUUGCUGCGGUGCUUUCAGUUUCCCAAGUGCUUGCUUGGGUGGCCUUUAGGAGAUCAGGCUCACCCUUCACCCACACACCCUCGAGUAGUGUCCUUUUCUCGCAUACUGGCCCCCAGUUUUCGCGAGACUUCUGGCUGUCUCGGAACUCUCCAUCACUUCUGUGGGCAGGCAGCCCCCACCACCUCUGGCAGGGACUAGGUCUCCUCAGCCCAAAGCCCCUGGGCAUAGGUGUCCAAGGGCUGCUGCUGAUGGUUCUGACCCCUCUCUGGGGGCUUACAGAGUUUACCCAUGUCACAGCCUCAGUGCAUAGCCCCAUCCAGUUUGGUAGUGAUUUCCCUGAAAAUAUUUUAGGUGUAGCACAGGCUAGCCUUGAUCUUCCUAGGUGAUGAGGAUUGUAGCACAGUCCCAUUCCAGCAGCUUAGCAACUGAGGUGGUCAAAGCCCCGCUGUCCACCCCCAGUAUAACUGCGCACAUAAUCACAUCUGAUUGCACAGGCCUAAAACUGGGUCCCACACCGAUGCCUGUCCCACUCUUCCGCACUCCAAUCUAGUAAAUCCUGGGAAGGAACUGGGAAGGCCCCUCCAUUGAGCGUGUGCUGUUCCCACAUGCUGCUUUCUGGAGAUUGCCCAGCUGCCGCUCAGGCUCACCUGUCAGAAUGGCAUCCAGCGUAGCCACCACCUGCCAUGCAUUGUCCCUGCUGAAACACAUUGGAGGCUUAAACUUAAGUAUGUUCCUUCCAGGGCCAUCCGUGCUCAGCAAGAUACAGUUCUCCUUCAGCCUGUGAGGGUAGAACAUGAUUUUACAUGGCCUUCCAAGCCUUUCUUGGCCUGGUGUGUGGGACUCCAGCCACAGUGCCCUCAGUCAUUCAGAGAUCGCUUCCUACCAGGACACCACUUGCCUCUGGCUGGACAUCAGCAGCCCAUGUUUGGCCUGAGUUACGCACCCAUGACCCUGAGUUUGCUUGCCUCCUUCCCAGGACUCAUGAAGGUUUGAGUACAGUUCCCACUGCCCACGGUUACACUAGACUGCAGUGAGAGUUGGCCGAGUGGUUUUUCUUUUUCCCCUUUGUAGCACCAGGGUGGGACAUCCUAAGGUGCCUCGUCCCUAGCCCUUUAUUAAAAAAUUGAGUCAGGCUGGGCAGAAUAGGCUGAGGCAGGAGGAUUGCAAUGAGUUUAACACCAGUCUAGGCUGUAUAAUAAGACCAGCCUGAACUAAAGCAUAGAUCUUUGUCUCAAGCUCCACCCUUUAAAAAACAAUGAAUCAAAAACAACCAGAAACAACAAAAAACAUUGCAUCUCAGGGUCUCAUUAGGUUGCAUGGCAAGGCUCAAACUGAUCUCCUGCCUCAGUCUUUGAGAAUCCUCGGGGUCACUUGCUUGUGCCACUAAAAUUUCUAUUUUUACUCAUGGUGUAGAUGAAAGGUAAUCAUUUCUUACGCGGACAUUGUCCAACAUAAAUCGAACAAGGUCUUAUCACUCGACCUAGCUUCUAUAACUUGCCGCUUAGGAGUACUUUGCAGUUCCACAAAGGAGUAUUUUAAAUUUCCCAUUCUGUGAGGAAGAUUACUGUCUUCCUCAUUGUGCCUAAGAAUCAUUUGUAUUUUGGCUGCCUGAGAAAGGGGGUCUGACUGUAUUUUAACUGGGAAGAUGAGGCAGGGCGUCCCUUCCGUCUUUUUUUCUGGCUCUUUCCUAUUAAUGGUGCUAGGAAGAACAAGGUUUGGACUUUGUAGUCAAGUACCCCGGCAACAGGUCCCUGUGAGUGCAGGUGGAAUAGCCUGCCUCAAGCAAGAUUCCCCGAGGGUCACGAGAUGAAAAGAACUAAGUCUGGGCUUGGCUUCUUUGCCACCUGAGCAUUCAAAACCCCAAGGCUGAUCAAUGAGGUCAGUCCCUUGCUUGUGAAGGAGGGAGGUUUCAAUCAGUUCUGUGUAGGUGCAUUGGCGCUGAUCAUCUGUCCCCCAAUUGGAGCAGAAGUAAACCACUAGAGGGCAUUUCCAUGGUGGGCCAGGGCAUGGAGGGUGGAGAAAAGGUAAGGGAGCCCUAAGGCCUGAGGCCCUGCUUGGGGCUCAGCUUGGGUGGGUGUGUGAGCCUUAUGUGGGUUCACAAAGACAACUCCCUGGCUGAGCCAUUUGGUCCUGUCCAUCCUGACAACUCACCACUCUGGGCAGCCCUUGGGCAUCACUCCACCAAGAGCCCUUGUGUGAAACUCGGCUGGUUCUAAGCAGCCUGCCAACUUUGGUGUGCUUGGCAGAGCAGUGCACAGGGCUGGGGAGAGCUCUGGUGCUGUGCACUGGGUACAGACAGACACACUGUCUUGGGACCUGGAUCUCUGGAGGUGAGGCACAGUCCUGCAGCCAGGAGUGAGCCUGGAGAAGUAGGACACGUGUGGAUGGACAGGCCAGAGGCAAGCUUAGGGCCUUCUGCUGUGAAGUGGUGUGGUACCAUAGUGCUUUCUGCUGUAUGGGGCCAUUUGUUUUGAGGUAACAAUACCUGGAUACCAAGUAGUUGGCCUCUUCUGUCGCUGGAGUCCUUGUGGCCUUGUCUUUCACUAGAUCCACGCCAAUGAAGAGCCCAACGCCCCUGGAAGAGAAGGUGGGGUCUGAGGGACCACAGCAGUUGUGGCACUCUCUUGUGACCCUGAAAAGAGGCCAGAACAGUUACAGAGAGUGCCAGGAGGGAGAAGGGGCUGCUGGUGGGGACAGUAAGCACACUGGCAUCAGAUUGGACCUGGCUUUCCCCUCCUGAAAGUGGUGUGUUGGGCAGCAGCACCUCUCCACCUCAGUUUCUCCCCUAGAGCGCUUA
Messenger RNA from Fukomys damarensis (Damara mole-rat), 4634 nucleotides. RefSeq names its product heterogeneous nuclear ribonucleoprotein A/B (gene Hnrnpab). NCBI's taxonomy places the organism in Eukaryota, Metazoa, Chordata, Mammalia, Rodentia, Bathyergidae. Bases 45 to 827 code for a protein of 260 amino acids. Gene Ontology annotation, molecular function: RNA binding. Gene Ontology annotation, biological process: regulation of gene expression. Gene Ontology annotation, cellular component: nucleoplasm. The record is from RefSeq and is a predicted model, not a curated record. The transcript has 6 exons.